AUGCAGUGUGGGAGCGGGUGCGCGAACCUCCAGCAGACGCGCGAAAAAGCGGUAUUCUCGAACCCCCCCUCCCGAACCGAACCCACCUCCCGCCCGCGCGUCGCCUCCCACCUCCCGCCCGCGCACCGCGCCUACCACCACCCGCCCGCGGGCCGCGCCCACCACCUGCCGCGCGCCCCGGCUGCCUCCGCCUCCCACCUCCCGGCCGCGCGCCGCGCCCACCACCUGCCGCGUGCCCCGGCUGCCGCCGCCUCCCACCUCCCGGCCCCGCGCCGCCUACCACCACCCGCCCACGCGCCGCGCCCACCACCUGCCGCGCGCCCCGGCGGCAGCCCUUCAACCCCGUGCCUCCUCCAUGCCGGUGGCAGCCCCCGCAUCCCCGCGCCGCCUCCAUCCCUGGCUGCUGCCCCCGCAUCUUCGGCCGCCUCCCUCCCCUGCCGCAGCCCCGAAUCUUUGCGUCGCGUCCGUCCUCGUCAACAACCCCCGCCGCCUUCUUUCCAGAUGAGGCCCUCACCUGGGCACCAGAGAUAUGCAACAUGCCACGGCAGUCUACCACGCCGCCCCAGGGAGUUCACCUCCCGCCCCCUGCGCCCAGCUCCUCCAGCGGCACCCCGACCAGAUUGA
Molecule: messenger RNA, 624 nt
Organism: Lolium perenne
Lineage: Eukaryota; Viridiplantae; Streptophyta; Magnoliopsida; Poales; Poaceae
Source: RefSeq, a predicted model, not a curated record